This is a messenger RNA of Pararge aegeria (speckled wood butterfly), 476 nucleotides long. RefSeq lists its product as uncharacterized. The transcript has 3 exons. NCBI's taxonomy places the organism in Eukaryota, Metazoa, Arthropoda, Insecta, Lepidoptera, Nymphalidae. Bases 1 to 348 code for a protein of 115 amino acids. The record is from RefSeq and is a predicted model, not a curated record.
AUGUUGAAAAUUACCGCCAUAGUUUCUCUAAUGCUUAUCGGCAGCACCCUCUGGGCGGCCAGCCUGUCGUGCGACUCGUGCGGAAGCGAGUGUGCCGCGGCGUGCGGAACCCGUCACUUCCGCUCCUGCUGCUUCAACUACUUGCGCAGGAAACGAGGCCCUGACUCCAUGAAGUUGUCACAAAAUCUCCACGAGUUCAAACCCGAAGGCCCGCCAAAGUCUAAAGUUCCGGUUUUCGGCGGUGAAGAUAUUUCCGACUUUUGGGGCAACGUGAUGCCAAGCGAUUAUAGGUAUUAUCCCUUUGAAGAUACGCUCGAAAACCGGCUGCAAGCAAUGUAUGACGCGUAAAUAAUGUAUUAUGAAAGGCUGCAAUAUUAUAUAUAAUCUGUAUAUAGACUUACGUAUAAGUUUAAAAAGGAAUGUAAAACAUAAAACUAAAAGAAAAAUGUGGAUAGGUUUAAGAGUUCAGGGUUCGU